AUGAAACUGUCGAAUGAGACUGUCACGAUUGAGCUCAAGAACGGAACGAUCGUCCACGGGACAAUUACUGGUGUGGACAUCAGCAUGAACACACACCUCAAGGCGGUCAAGAUGACGGUCAAGGGCAAGAACCCAGUCAGCUUGGACUCGCUGAGCAUUCGUGGCAACAACAUCCGCUACUACAUAUUGCCCGAUUCGCUGAACCUCGACACGCUGCUGAUUGACGACACCCCCCGCGAGAAAGUGAAAGCAGGUGCUCCUGCAGGCAGCGGACGUGGACGUGGUCGUGGCCGCGGGCGCGGGCGCGGGCGUUUGUAA
Messenger RNA from Hyaloperonospora brassicae, 318 nucleotides. Lineage: Eukaryota; Oomycota; Peronosporomycetes; Peronosporales; Peronosporaceae. The record is from the annotation of a GenBank genome assembly.